AUGGCAGGCGUGCCUCAAAAGACAUUGAAUUGGCUUUACGAUGAAUAUCACGACCCGAAUCGAACUUAUUCGGACCUUGCCCAUAUCCUCGCCCGCAACCCGAGCUUUGCUCCUCGGACAGAUGUCUACACGUUCGAGAAUGGAGCGCCUGCACUCCUCCUGCAGUUCAAGGGCACCAUCCCCGUCAACUUUCGGGGAAAUACAUAUCGGUUUCCUAUAGCAUUAUGGGUUCCUCACGCCUACCCUUACGAGGCACCCAUGUGCUAUGUUGCACCGACGGAGGAGAUGAUGAUUAGACCGGGUCAACAUGUCGGGGGAGAUGGGAAGAUAUAUCAUCCAUACCUGGCGCAUUGGAGAGAACACUGGGAGAGAUCCAACAUCUUGGACUUCUUGUCCAUCUUAUCUGACAUUUUUGCCAAAGAGCCACCGGUCAUGUCCAGGUCACCGACACAACAGCAGAGACUGGCAGAGCCCACGCCACCACCAGUGCCGCCUUUACCAAGGGAGAUGCAACCGCCAUCGCUUUCGAAUGCGUCGGUAUCAAGUCCUCCUCCACCCGGGCAACAAUCAGGUACACACGCUCCACCGCCUCCUCCGCCCAAACAUCCUUCUCAAGGCGGCAUCCCAACACCCACUCCAACAAGUCCCGGCAUCCCCACGACUUCUUCGCGACCCGGACGCUAUGACGCUCCGCCUCCUCUGCCGCCUCCGCCACCUCAGGCGCAAGGGCCGGGCCAAAGACCUCAGCAGCCGUACGGAAAUGGCAACAUCCAACGACCUCCUAGUGGCGCGAAUUUCCUGCCUCAACGUUCCAGUAGCCUUCGACAGUCCAUGUCACCUCAAACUCCUUACCACCAGCAGCACCAGCACCCGCGAGCUGCAUACGAAUUACUGCAAUCUUCGUACUCACCUCAACCGCCUCCCCCGGGUCAAACGCAGCAAUAUCCCCCCUCCCAGCCUCCCCCUGUCAUGACUUCUGCACAGGGUCAGAGCCCGGGCCAAGCUCCCGAUCGAGCCAGGCCACCACCCCCAGAUCAAUUUAGCCAAAUGCCACCAGCAGCAUCGGCAUCCUUCCAAGGCCAGCCUCGCGAGCGACCUAUUUCGCAACAAUAUCCAGCCUCUUAUGCACAGCAAUCCCCGCAACAGCCCCAUUCACAACCUCAGCAACAAUAUCAACCAGCCCCUCAACCUCCCGCCCCGAAACCUGCGCCGGCACCAAACCUCCUUGACUCCCCCUUUGACAUUCCCUUACCUGCUCCCAACCUUCAGUCGGCGCACAAUAUUCCUGCCCCUCCGAUACCGGUCAACCCCGAAAAAGAAGCUCUCUUAACCCAUCUUUCGCACUUGCUCACGACAUCCCUACACCAACAAAUCUCUCAGAAUAACUCCGCUUUGGCCCCACUAGCCUCGCAGUAUGCUGCUUUACAAUCAACCGCGAGCACACUGACCGGCGAACUAAGCAACUUGAAAGCGUUGCAUGCCACGGUGUCCAACAAUAUUUCCCUGCUCCAGUCUUCGCUGACCAAGGCGGACCAAGCGAUAACUUUGGCACACGCUCGCGCAGCCAAGAACGACAUUCCGCAUGUGGACGAAAUGCUGACCGCUCCGACCGUGGUCGCACGCCAAUUAUACGAUUCAGCAUGCGAGGAACGAGGGAUUGAGGCGGCGAUACUGGCCCUCCAGGAAGGAUUCGUCAGAGGACGUGUGGGGAGCGAGGUCUGGGCAAGGAGGACCAGGGAAUUGGCUAGGGAAGGCUUUAAGCGGCAGUGGAUGGUAGAAAAGAUCGGGAGGGGAGUGGGAUUGGAUUUGGAGGCUGGAACAUAUAGACGCUAA
Molecule: messenger RNA, 1833 nt
Organism: Cladophialophora bantiana CBS 173.52
Lineage: Eukaryota; Fungi; Ascomycota; Eurotiomycetes; Chaetothyriales; Herpotrichiellaceae
Exons: 4
Coding region: 1-1833 (610 amino acids)
Biological process (GO): endosome to lysosome transport; protein modification process; protein transport
Cellular component (GO): ESCRT I complex
Molecular function (GO): ubiquitin binding
Source: RefSeq, a predicted model, not a curated record